Messenger RNA from Cuscuta campestris, 1710 nucleotides. Lineage: Eukaryota; Viridiplantae; Streptophyta; Magnoliopsida; Solanales; Convolvulaceae. The record is from the annotation of a GenBank genome assembly.
AUGUAACAUGUGUAUGUAUUUAUAUCGAAACAAUAUUUUGGGAUCGAAAUAGGUGGGAUGUAAAAUAUUAUACCAAACAAAUACGGAGUAUUUGGUACUGUAUAGUGUAACCGGAGGUAUAAGUAGCAAUUUGCAAAACUGCCUGGCCUUCCGCCAUUUUUUUAUUUUUUGAAAACGAAUUGAAAUUGAAGAUUGCCUGUUGAUCGGAAAUGGUGGUGGCGAAGGAACUCGGCGGCGGAGCACAGAAUCUCCCGGCGGAUGUUACUCAAUUGAUCGAUCAACUCGAGCGCCACUGCUUAGCUCCCGAUGGCUCUCUCCUCUCCAAAUCCACCUUCCACGAUCUCAAACUCGCGAGGGAGGAGAUGACGAAAGAGCGACAGCGCUAUCUGGAAGCUUCGGCAGUUUACACAGAAGCAAUUGGGAUGGUGGAAGAGUGUCAGCAAGCUCUUUCUGUGGUCCGCAUUGGUGGGAUUCGAGACGUUCAAGGUCACUACCCUCAGAUUGGUCUGAAAGCCCCUCCCCAGGUAUAUGAGGCCCUUGAACAUCGGAUGGCAGUCGCAGAAGCUGCUCAAAGAUUGAGGCUACCUCUGAUUUCCAAAGAUGGUGAGCUUCAGGAUGAUGAAAUUGACAGGUGGAGUACACCUUCAAGAAGUUCCCUUGACAGUACUAGCACCAGUGUCACAAUGAGCUCGAAUUUGACUAAUCUGUAUACAAGUGGCAUGGCUGCUGCUGGAAAUAGUGCGCCAUCCACUGAUGCUUCAGAACCUUUUAUUGGUGGUGUUCCUAAUCAGUACCUAGGAAUAACACCUAGUUAUUUAUGGCAAUCUCAGCUCCUGCAGUCACCAUUAUGCAUGGACAUGACAGAGUAUCAGAUAUUGCUUUCACGUGAAAUUGGAAGUCGGUUAGAUGCCAAAUGUGAUAAGUUAGCAGAUGUUAUUGCUUUAGACGACAUUGAUCCAUCCAUCACUAAUCAAAUACCAACUGCUCGCCUCCCAGAGAGGGUAAAGGUAAAAAUUGAGGAGAUUGAGAGAGAAGAAGCAACCUUGUGUGAAGAUUUGUACUCGUCCGACAGAAAAUUUGCAGAAUAUUACAAUGUUUUGGAGCAGAUACUUGUAGUGCUUAUCAAGCUCGUCAAAGACAUAAAGUUGCAACAUCAGCAUAAAUAUGAUGAGCUGCAAAAGACUUGGCUGAGCAAAAGAUGUGAUACCAUGAGUGCAAAGUUGAGGGUUUUAGAGCACAUUCUCCUGCUCGAGACGUAUACACCGGACACAAUUCCAGCACUACAUAAGAUAAGGAAGUAUUUGAGUGAAUCAACAGAAGAAGCUACACUUGCACAUAAUAAAGCGAUUACCCGCCUUCGUGAGUACCAGGGCGUUGAUCCUCAUUUUGACAUGAUUGCAAGACAAUACCAUGACAUUGUCAAGAAAUUGGAAGGUAUGCGUUGGACUAUUCAACAAGUGGAAAUGGACCUGAAGCGUAUGCCUGCUCCUCAUCCCAGCACCUAAGUAUGUCUCUCCCAUCAGAAACUCACAAGUUAUGCAACGAUACAAACCAUGCCACUUUAUUGCAUUAGUAUUGUACUACCUCCAUUUCAUAUGUUUCUGCUCGUUUUUACUCGACACACUUUUUAUUGUAAAAUAUUUGACUCCAAUUUUGCCCUUGGUGGUGCAGGAGAUGUAAAAUACUCCGUAAAAAAUAAGGAUAAAAUAG